AUGCAGCAAAUGAUUCUGGCGAGCGUUGUGGCUUUUCUCGCAAGCAUCGCCGCUUCCGAUAGCGGAUGGGGUACCAUGACGGCCGCACAAAUCGAUCAAUUCAAACAGUCACUUGGAGAAACAGAUGUUAACAAAUUUGACGCUGCACUUGCGCGGGCUCGUGCUGCGGCUGCCGCUGAAGAAAUCCCUGAGAGCCGACCUGGUGUUGAUGAGCCAAUCAUUGUUCCAAAGACAAAAUCCAAUCUUGCAGAAGACACAAUUUCUCAAAUCAACACAAAGACCGGAGUGGCCCCACAUCUCUACCACGGAGAUAUGAUUCUGACAAAUAAGCAAAUCGAUGUUGUUAUGCCUGCCAGUGGAGCUGCCAGUCGCAAAAAGCGCCAGGCUCAGUGGCCGGCCGAGCUUUGGGCUGGCCGAACUGUCUACUACACGUUUGCCACUGGUGCCGCUGCUCUGAGUGCCAGAGCCAAACAGGUCGCUUUGUUGGGCAUUGAUCAAUGGAGAAAAGCGACGUGCAUCAGCUUUGUUCAGUCAGCCACCGCAAAAAACCGCAUUCGUUUCUUCAAAGGCGACGGCUGUUACUCGAACGUGGGAAUGACUGGCGGAGUGCAGGAUCUCUCGCUCGGCGAUGGAUGUGAAACGAUUGGCCACGCUGCGCACGAGCUCGGCCAUGCGCUCGGCUUCUGGCACACACAAUCACGAUGGGACCGAGACACGUUCCUCAAUGUGAUUCUAGCAAGAAUCCCCGCCCAAUGGAGAGACCAAUUCUCAAAGGAAACCUCUGCGACCAAUCACAAUUACGGAGUGACUUACGAUUAUGGAAGCAUCAUGCACUAUGAUGGAAGAGAGCUCUCUUCAACCAAUCAAUACUAUGCACUCACUAAGCUUGCACCAACAUACCAAGACAACAUUGGCUCCUAUAUUCUCUCUUUCAACGAAAUCGUGAUGAUGAACGCUCACUAUGGAUGCCCAACAAAAUGCACGAGCGGGGCUACUUGUUUGAAUGGUGGGAUCAGAAAUCCACGAGCUUGCAACCAGUGUCUCUGCCCUUCCGGCUGGGCUGGAACCCAGUGUGCGGCUAGGCCAGCCGGUUGUGGAGCCGCGUUGACGGCCACGGCGGCCGCUCAGACGACAACGAUUGCCGCUGGAAGUGCCAGCAUGGGCCAAACGAAUGCUUUCGCUAUGUGCAACUAUUUGAUUAGAGCGCCGGCUGGGAAAAAAGUGCAGAUAGUCUUGACGACGCUGACCAACAACGAGUGUGUGGAUGGGUGUUACCAUGGCGGAAUCGAGAUCAAGGCCAUGUCCGAUCACAGAUACACCGGAAUUCGAAAGUGUUGUGCCGAGGACAAGGGCACAGCGAUUGUCUCUCAGGGAAACGUCGUGCCGAUCAUUGCAUUUAGUCGACUCAAUCGACCGACUACGACGAUCACGUACAAAUGGGUUGAAGCAACCGUCGUUUCGACUGUAACCACAGCCAAGAUCGCCGGCACAAAGAUUACAUAC
This is a messenger RNA of Mesorhabditis belari, 1503 nucleotides long. The record is from the annotation of a GenBank genome assembly. NCBI's taxonomy places the organism in Eukaryota, Metazoa, Nematoda, Chromadorea, Rhabditida, Rhabditidae.